UUUGUUUUGGUUAUUAUCAUUACACCACUUUAAUUUAAAUUCUUUGUUGUUUUUAGAUAAAGCGUUGCAAUAAUGACAGAAUUAUCAAAGAAGGAAUCUCCGAAUACUGCAUGUAGUGUUGAUGUCAACGUAGAAUAUUGCGGUGUCUGCGAUUAUGGAGGACACUGCCUCGCACUCGCUCAGACUAUUCGAAAAAGUACUCCAAAUGCUACAGUGUCUUGCAAACGAGGACGACAAGGUAGUUUUGAGGUAGUGAUAAAUGAUAAAUUGGUCUAUUCUAAACUCCAAACUAUGGCUUUACCUGAUUACAAUGAAGUUUCUCAAGUAGUGACCGAUGUAUCAAAUGGAAACGCACCCAGGGAGAUAAAAGGACAACAACCAAUCAACUGUGUAAUAUCAUAACAUUUAUUUAUAAAAUACAUAAUGUAUAUUUAGCUAUGACUUUGAAAAUCCCUGUAACAAACUAGUCUUAAAUGCAUCUGAUAUAAUUAUAAGGCAAGUUCA
Molecule: messenger RNA, 504 nt
Organism: Leguminivora glycinivorella
Lineage: Eukaryota; Metazoa; Arthropoda; Insecta; Lepidoptera; Tortricidae
Product: migration and invasion enhancer 1
Exons: 3
Coding region: 73-402 (109 amino acids)
Biological process (GO): positive regulation of filopodium assembly; negative regulation of apoptotic process
Source: RefSeq, a predicted model, not a curated record